CGCCAUGGUGCAAGGACGUGAGCGGGUGCUGCUAUUGGUAGCCGUGUCUGCGGUGGUGACGGUGGCGGUGGCCGCAGUCCCACGCCAGGACACCGCUCAGGACGUCGCGGACCCCUGGGACGGCGUCUACAACGACUGCCUGUCCACAUGGUCGCUACCCUGCAUACAGCGCAAACUACUCGUCUUCAUCGACAGAAUCGGCAGGGUCAAGAAGUUGAACCUGGUGGGCGACGCCGUGACGAUGGUAAGGGUGGGCGGAGACCCAGGACCUCCCAUCACAGAGGACGGUCUCCAGGCGAGGUUAUUGCCAGGCCAGGAGUCUGAGGUAGGCGCUCUGCUGCAGCACAGCUUCUUCAGCUUCCUCAGCAACCACGUGCUGAGGUUCAGUUUACCGGACGGUCUGUCAGUGACGUCAGGAGGACGAGCGCUAGGCGACUCCUUCGAGAUCAACCUUGGCCGUGCCUAUGAGGAAGCACGUGGUAAAAAGAAGAAGCAAAUGAUGAUGAUGGGCGCGAUGAUGAUGGCCAAGGCGGCGAUGCUGGGCAAGAUGAUGAUGUUGAUUAUCAAGUUCAAGGCCAUCAAGGCGCUGCUGCUGAGUAUCGUGGCCCUGGCGUUGGCGAAGAUACAGCUGUUCAAGUCACUCAAGAACAGCGGCGGAGGUAAGGGGGGUGGCAAGGAGACCUACAUCAUUAUAAAGGCAGGCAAGGGUGGCGGCGGACACGGCAGUCCCCCGAGUGGAGGCGGCGGAUGGUCUGACAGCAGCGGAGGCAGUGGAGGCGGCGGGGGCGGCUGGAGCAGCGGAGGAGGAGGUGGUGGAUGGCAAGCUGACAGUGGAGGUGGAGGUGGUUGGAGCAGCGGCGGCGGCGGCGGUGGAGGUGGAGGUGGCGGCUGGUCCAGUGGAGGCGGCGGUGGCGGCGGCGGGGGCAGCAGUGGUUGGUCUGGAGGCGGCGGUGGCAGUGGUGGUUGGGGUCGUAACUACGACGCCAGCUGGCUUGCCUACAGAGCACAUGCGCAGAACAAGACUGACACAUAA
This is a messenger RNA of Macrosteles quadrilineatus (aster leafhopper), 1033 nucleotides long. RefSeq names its product keratin, type I cytoskeletal 9-like. The transcript has 4 exons. The record is from RefSeq and is a predicted model, not a curated record. NCBI's taxonomy places the organism in Eukaryota, Metazoa, Arthropoda, Insecta, Hemiptera, Cicadellidae. The coding region runs from base 5 to 1033 and encodes 342 amino acids.